Arachis stenosperma is the source of this 2905-nucleotide messenger RNA. Its product is annotated as ABC transporter G family member 22-like. The record is from RefSeq and is a predicted model, not a curated record. Gene Ontology annotation, cellular component: membrane. The transcript is spliced from 10 exons. Bases 151 to 2406 code for a protein of 751 amino acids. Gene Ontology annotation, molecular function: ATP hydrolysis activity; ABC-type transporter activity; ATP binding. Lineage: Eukaryota; Viridiplantae; Streptophyta; Magnoliopsida; Fabales; Fabaceae.
AGCGUUUGAAUUUAUUGCAAGUUGUUGAGUUGAGUUGAAGUGUGGUCUACUCUACUUUCUAGCUACUAUCCCCAUCUCUUUUCCUUUCUCAUCUCUCUUCACUCAACAGAGAAAACACCCUCUUAACUUCAUUCAUUCUCAAAGAGUGCUAUGGAGAAACCAAAUUCAACAACCCUAGCAAGAACAAAAUCAGACCAAUUAAUAGAAUCUAUGGCGGCGGCUUUAAAAUCGCCGCAAUCAAGUGACCACUCAUCCGGAAUGCCAGAUAGUGGUGGUGGUGGUGGCAGUGGUACGCUAUCAAGGAAGUCGAGCCGGAGGAUGAUGGUGGCGGCUUCCCCGGGGCGCGGCGGAGGAAAGAACACACACAUAAGGAAAUCAAGGAGUGCUCAAAUAAGCCAAAUGAAGUUUGAAUUGGAUGAUUUGAGCAGUGGUGCUGCACUUAGUAGAGCUUCAAGUGCAAGCUUAGGUUUCUCAUUCUCAUUCACUGGAUUCACUAUGCCACCUGAUGAAAUUGCUGAUUCUAAACCCUUCAGUGAUGAUGAUAUUCCUGAAGAUAUUGAAGCUGGAACUAAGACAAUAAAGUUUCAAACUGAGCCUACUAUUCCCAUCUAUCUUAAGUUCAAAGAUGUGAGCUACAAGGUAGUAAUGAAAGGCAUGACAACAAGUCAUGAAAAGGAUAUAUUGAAUGGGAUAAGUGGAUGUGUGAAUCCAGGUGAAGUCUUGGCUUUGAUGGGUCCCUCAGGCAGUGGAAAAACCACUCUUUUGAAUCUCUUAGGUGCUAGAAUAUGCCAUUCCACUAUCUCUGGUUCCAUCACUUACAAUGAUCAAUCAUAUUCCAAGUUCUUGAAGAGCAGGAUAGGAUUUGUGACACAAGAUGAUGUUCUGUUUCCUCACUUAACUGUCAAAGAAACAUUGACAUAUGCAGCCAGGCUUAGACUUCCAAAGACAUACACAAAGGAGCAAAAGGAAAAGAGAGCUCUUGAUGUCAUCUAUGAGCUUGGUUUGGAGAGGUGCCAAGACACAAUGAUUGGAGGUUCCUUUGUUCGUGGAGUAUCAGGUGGAGAGAGGAAGAGAGUUUGUAUUGGAAAUGAGAUCAUAAUCAACCCUUCUCUUCUUUUUCUUGAUGAACCAACUUCUGGUUUGGAUUCAACAACAGCAUUGAGAAUAGUUCAGAUGCUUCAAGACAUAGCAGAGGCUGGUAAAACAGUAGUGACAACAAUUCACCAACCAUCAAGUAGACUCUUUCACAAGUUUGACAAGUUGAUCCUUCUUGGAAAAGGCAGCUUGCUUUACUUUGGAAAAGCAUCUGAAGCAAUGAAUUACUUCCAAUCUAUAGGGUGUUCGCCUCUUAUUUCGAUGAAUCCGGCCGAGUUCUUGCUAGACCUUGCCAAUGGAAACAUCAAUGAUGUUUCUCUUCCAUCAGAGUUGGAGGACAGAGUUCAAAUGGGAACUGUAGAAUCUGAAAGACAUAGUGGCAAGCCAUCUCCAGCAGUUGUACAUGAGUAUUUGGUGGAGGCAUAUGAGUCUCGCGUCGCGGAAACAGAGAAGAAAAAGAUAAUGGCUCCUUCCCCUCUUGAUGAAGAAGUUAAGUCCAAAGUUCGUAGUUCUAAGAGGGAAUGGGGAGCAAGUUGGUAUGAGCAAUUCUCUAUAUUGUUCUGGAGAGGAAUCAAAGAAAGGAAGCAUGAUUAUUUCAGUUGGUUGAGAAUCACACAAGUUCUGUCCACUGCAAUCAUCUUGGGAUUACUUUGGUGGCAAUCAGAUACUAAGAACAUAAAAGAUCUGCAAGAUCAGGCUGGACUGCUCUUCUUUAUAGCAGUCUUCUGGGGAUUCUUCCCUGUAUUCACUGCAAUAUUCACAUUUCCUCAAGAGAGAGCAAUGCUGAGUAAGGAGCGAGCGGCCGAUAUGUACAGACUAAGUGCAUAUUUCUUGGCCAGAACCACAAGUGACCUUCCACUAGACUUGAUAUUACCAGUACUAUUUCUCCUUGUUGUGUACUUCAUGGCUGGUUUGAGACUCAGUGCUACUCCCUUUGUCCUCACCAUCCUCACUGUUUUCCUCUGCAUUGUGGCGGCUCAGGGACUUGGACUUGCUAUUGGAGCAACACUCAUGGAUUUGAAAAGGGCAACAACUUUGGCUUCAGUAACUGUCAUGACUUUCAUGCUGGCUGGAGGGUUCUUUGUGCAGAGAGUUCCCAUAUUCAUUUCUUGGAUCCGGUACAUGUCUUUCAAUUACCACACCUACAAACUGCUGCUAAAGGUGCAAUAUGAACACCUAACUCCAGUUGUAAAUGGGAUCAAAAUUGACAGUGGUUUGACAGAGGUUGCUGCUCUAAUAGCCAUGGUUUUCGGCUACCGGUUCUUGGCUUAUCUUUCCUUGCGGCGGAUGAAGCUUCAAUCCGGAGCAUGAGAUCAUUGAUCCAAGCAUAACAAGAAGUAGCCUGGAUUGGAAGAAAGUGCUUCCAUUUUGCAUGAAGAGUGAUAUUGGAUGAAUGCUCAAAUUGUAAAGAGGAAUACAUUGAUGUGUUACUGUCCAAAGUUGUAUAUAUUGAUUCUAAUUUAGCAUGUUCACAACACCAAAAAUGCAUGCUAUAUUUUAUCAUAGGCACAUCAAUGUCUGUAGAAUUCAGGUUUUUUUUUUUUUGGAAACUGUUUUAAGUCUGAAAAUGUUAAAUAGACUGAAACUUGUGACUAAUGUAGUAGAAUUAGAGGAGUGUUAACUGUUUGUUGCUACACUUAGUCAAAGUUUCAAACCAAAAGCAUAGCUAUAAUUUGGUCAUAAGUUUAGGUCCUUUCACAAUAAAUUUGGAUAGAAUUUAUGUACAUGAACUAUUUUUGUAGAAUUUAACUUGAUAGGUUAACUAAUUGAGUCUUUUCUCUUUCUUUCUUCGUUCCUUUUCCUUUGAUGG